AUGGCCGAAUUUUGGCUCCCUCAUACUGUCUGCGAAAGAACUGAGAGGUCCAGCAGAAAAAGUCACUGCCUCACCUGCCAUCUGCCAAGCUUGUUAACCUGGGUUGCAGAAGAUGGGUCGUCGGCCAGACAUCUGCGCUUCACCGGCAGUCAGUCCUCUCCAGCCGAAGCCAUACCACCGCAGAGGGUCGAAUUCCACAGGUUGAAGCGGGCCAGCGUGUCACCAAAUGGCCUCUACCUUCUCCUCGAAUGGCACUCUGGAAUGGAGGUGGAUAAGUCUUGCUACUUACUUACAAUUAAUUUAUGCAAGUGUUUAUUUUUUACACGGUCUGCUGAAUAA
Molecule: messenger RNA, 339 nt
Organism: Protopolystoma xenopodis
Lineage: Eukaryota; Metazoa; Platyhelminthes; Monogenea; Polystomatidea; Polystomatidae
Source: the annotation of a GenBank genome assembly